UGUAAUUGGGGUGUCAAAGAUGUUCCUGCAAUUUGAACCCAUUGAAAUAAUAAUUGGAGCACAACACACCAAAUUAGUUUGGUUUACCAACAGAGGCACCGUCUGUACUUGCUUAUUUUGACACGUACCUUCAUAAUUUAAUUAGCUAUGUUAUAGAUUAGCUGGCUAAUUAGUCCAUAUAUUUUUGGUUUCUUUUGUACGUCUUCCAAGUGGACCUCUCCUUCUUCAUAAUCAUUUGAUCUCAUAUUUCAUUAUAUGAAGGUUAAUUAUUAGUUUGGUGUUUCUUUUACCAACAUAUCUUAAUCGUAUCAUUCUAGAGAUUGUUUGGUAGGAUAUUGUAUUAUAUAGUGUAGUAAUAAUAUUGGACUUUGAGAUUAGUAAUGCAGAAAAAUUUGUUAUGUUAGACAUUGUUUUCGUAUUUAAUAUUUAGUCAAGUAAAUUAAAAAUAACAUAUAUCGCAUAAUUUUUAUAUAAAUAUUUAUUUAUAAAAAUAUCUUACAAUUUGUUGUACACUUUUAAAUACAACUCUUAUAUUGUCAAUACUAUUUAUUAAUUAUACAUAGGAUCAUAUCAAAAGGGUGUAUUUGUCAUAUCAAAUAAGAGAUUAAUAAUACUAAACGAACACAUAUUAGAUGUAUCAUUUCCUCUAAUAUAUACUGCCAAACCAGCUCUAUGUAGGUAAACUUAUCUUUCCACCAAAUUCAUUUUGCUUCUCUUUUUUUUUUUUUUACUUAAUUAGGAAGCCUGUUAACCCACCUUCUAUAUAAACUAUUCUAACAUAUACCCUUCUUUCCAUAUUUUAUAUAAAUUAAUAAAGGUGGGGAGGUACUAGAUAUAUUUCCCAAAAUUCGUGCAGCUAGCCUUCAUAAAACUAGCUAGCUAGUGGUUCAUCUUUAUGAAAUGGAGGUCUUGAGUGGAAAAAAUAUUUGUUCCUGCUUGAAUAAUGGUGAUGUUGUGGAGAAAAUGAAGAGGUUGGGAAGAUUAACAUGUAGAAAUAUUUGGAAAGUAGGGAAAGAAGACAAAAGAAGGGUUAUUCACUCACUUAAAGUUGGAAUCUCCUUGUCAUUGGUCUCCUUGUUAUAUUUAAUGGAGCCAUUGUUCAAAGGCAUUGGAGAAAAUGCUAUUUGGGCUGUCAUGACUGUGGUGGUUGUUCUUGAAUUCACGACAGGGGCAACAUUAUAUAAAGGGCUGAAUAGAGGACUAGGGACACUAUUAGCAGGAUUAUUGGCUUUCUUGAUUGAACGUAUUGCAAAUGAAUCAGGCCACAUAUUUCAUGCUGCUUUCAUUGGGACCGCAGUUUUUCUAGUUGGAGCGGUGACUACAUACAUGAGAUUCUUCUCUCACAUAAAGAAAAAUUAUGAUUAUGGUGUAGUGAUAUUCCUCUUGACGUUCAACUUGAUCACAGUCUCAAGCUAUCGUGUUGAUAGUGUGUUGAAGAUCGCGCAUGAGCGAUUCUACACCAUAGCCAUUGGAUGUGGUAUCUGUCUCCUCAUGAGCCUGUUUAUAUUUCCAAUUUGGUCAGGAGAAGACCUCCAUUUAUCGACUGUUGCCAAGUUCGAUGGCUUAGCAAAAUCAAUUGAAGUUUGCAUUAACGAGUAUUUUAGCGACGAUAAUAUUAAUCAGCAAGAGGGAAAAGUGAGAGAAAAUUCAAUGGAAAUGGAGGAUCCUAUUUAUAAAGGUUACAAGGAUGUGUUAGAUUCCAAAUCAUCUGAUGAAACUUUGGCACUAUAUGCAAGUUGGGAGCCAAGAUAUUUAAAAAGUAGUUCCUGGCAGCAAUAUGUUAAAUUAGGGACUGUUCUUCGCCAUUUUGGAUACACAAUAGUAGCUCUACAUGGAUCCCUGCAAACUGAAAUUAAGACUCCUCAAUCAGUUCGAGUAGUAUUCAAAGAUCCAUGCAUUCGACUUGCCAGAGAAGUGACAACGACACUAAAGGAACUAGGCGAUAGCAUACGAAAUCGUCGUAAAUACUGCCCAGAAAUCCCAUCUAAUCAUGUCAAUGAAGCCUUACAAGACCUCAUCGACGCAUUAAAAUCCCAGCCAAGACUCUUUCUCGGCACAAAUAGUAAUACAAACAUACUAUUAGCCUUAGCCACAUUGGCCACUAGGCAAAAAUCAGGUAAAGAUUUUGUAGCCUCUUUAUCAAGUGUAAAUAAUGACGAUCCUGCUCGUCUUGGACUUAGCCAUGAUAAAAAGAGUUUGAGGCCUACAUUAAGCAAGAUAGGCAUGACUAGCUUGGAAUUUUUGGAGGCCUUACCAUUUGCAGCUUUUGCAUCUUUGUUAGUUGAGAUUGUUGCAAGACUUGAUCUUGUUAUUGAACAAGUAGUGGAAUUGGGAAGAGUUGCGCAAUUUAAGGAAUAUAGUCAUGAUGAUGUGGUUAUUAAUGUAAGUUGUGAUAAUAAUCCUAGAGUGGGAAAUGAGUUCCCCUCCUCCCAUACAGCAACAGAUUGAGUACUCUAGACUUUAGUGGCUACAUUUUUUCAGUAGUCAAAUGAUAUAUAUGCAUUAUUUAGUGAUGAGGGAUACUGUAUACGUAUUUAAUUAUUUUCAUUAUAAAUAAUGAUAUACUACUUACAAUUUUAUA
This is a messenger RNA of Solanum lycopersicum (tomato), 2581 nucleotides long. Its product is annotated as aluminum-activated malate transporter 12-like. Gene Ontology annotation, biological process: malate transport. Lineage: Eukaryota; Viridiplantae; Streptophyta; Magnoliopsida; Solanales; Solanaceae. Gene Ontology annotation, cellular component: plant-type vacuole membrane. The record is from RefSeq and is a predicted model, not a curated record.